Penicillium verhagenii is the source of this 1587-nucleotide messenger RNA. RefSeq names its product Major facilitator superfamily domain general substrate transporter. NCBI's taxonomy places the organism in Eukaryota, Fungi, Ascomycota, Eurotiomycetes, Eurotiales, Aspergillaceae. Gene Ontology annotation, cellular component: membrane. The coding region runs from base 1 to 1587 and encodes 528 amino acids. The record is from RefSeq and is a predicted model, not a curated record. Gene Ontology annotation, molecular function: sulfate transmembrane transporter activity. Gene Ontology annotation, biological process: transmembrane transport. The transcript has 7 exons.
AUGGCCACCGAAGAAAAGACAGCACAGGUUUCUGCCAUCCAGAAAGACUCCCCAGGAGCUAGCGUAUUGGAAGAUUCGGAUCAAGAGUCACAGCAAAAACAAGGCUAUGAGACUGGUACCUUUGAAAUCAAAGAGGGACACGAAUUCUACCGGCCAAUUGAUAGCUAUGAGGGUAUUCACCGCUGGGAUCCAGAAUUUGAAUGGACGGAGGAGGAAGAGAGGAAAGUGGUCAGAAAGAUUGACGCUCGCGUUUUGACCUUUGCCUGUGUGACCUUUUUCGCCCUACAACUUGACCGAGGAAAUAUCGGACAGGCCCUAGCCAGUACAUUUUUAAAGGAUCUGAAAAUGACCAGCAACGACUACAAUCUGGGUCAAACCAUCUUUCUAGUCUGUUUCCUUUUGGCUGAGAUGCCUUCUCAGUUGAUAUCCAAGAGACUGGGCCCCGACCGUUGGAUUCCCACCCAAAUGAUUCUGUGGAGUAUCGUUGCAGCAUGUCAGGCCUUUCUUAAGGGAAGGUCGUCAUUCUUGGCCACACGCGCUCUUCUGGGACUACUGGAAGGUGGAUUCAUUCCCGACACGGUCCUCUUUUUAUCAUUCUUUUACAAGUCCAAAGAACUGCCCAAAAGACUUGCUUGCUUCUGGAUCUCCGACACUUUGACUGGGAUUGUAGGCGCAUUCCUAGCGUUUGGCUUCCUUCAUAUUAAAAACUCCGAUGGCGAGGGUGCAUGGCGUUACUUGUUCGCUUUUGAAGGCCUUAUAACGGGCGUUGUUGGAAUCAUCGCCGUAUUCUGGAUGCCCGCCUCUCCAGUUCAAACAAGAGGGGGACUGCGUGGAAAAGACGGAUGGUUCACAGAGCACGAAGAAAAAAUCAUUGUCAAUCGAGUGAUUCGUGACGACCCAAGCAAGGGAAGCAUGCACAAUCGGCAGGCCGUCACACCCAAGUUAUUGUGGCAGUCGCUGCAGGAUUACCACAUGUGGCCGAUCUACCUUCUCGGGUUGAUCUGGUUGAUUCCCUCAACGCCAGCUACUAAUUAUCUCACCCUUCAAUUGAAAGAGGUUGGGUUUGGAACCUUUGAGACAAACUUGCUGUCGAUCCCGUCUGCAGUUGUUGCAAUCAUUACCGUCAUCACUAUUACCUUGAUUGCAGAACGGACAAAUCAGCGUUUACUUUGCGGUGCCGUGGUUGAAUUAUGGAACCUGAUUCUUCUCAUCACAUUGGAAGUCCUACCUGCAAAAGCACUGCCGUGGCCUAGAUUUGCUAUUCUAACUCUUCUCGUUGGAACCCCAAGUGUACACCCGGUGAUUGUUGCUUUGACAUCGCGAAAUGCCGGCUCGAUUAGUGCCAUUGCUGGAGCCAAUGUUUACCGAACUGAUGAUGCGCCAUACUAUAAACAUGGGAACAAAGUUCUUAUUGCGCUGGCUGUUGUCAGUUUGGUUAUGUUUAUCGGUGCAAAGUUCUACUAUGACUGGUGCAAUCGCCAAAACGCAACGAAAUGGAACGCAUUGACUAGCGAGCAACGAGAAGAAUAUCUGCGCGCAAAUCCAACAACUACUAACAAGAGAAUUGAUUUCCGCUUUUCCCAGUGA